Molecule: messenger RNA, 2028 nt
Organism: Limanda limanda (common dab)
Lineage: Eukaryota; Metazoa; Chordata; Actinopteri; Pleuronectiformes; Pleuronectidae
Product: brain-enriched guanylate kinase-associated protein-like
Exons: 6
Coding region: 1-2028 (675 amino acids)
Cellular component (GO): synapse
Source: RefSeq, a predicted model, not a curated record
AUGAAAAAGAUAUAUAUUGGCAAAACUGCCCUCAAACCCCAGAGAAAUGGUUGCAAACAUCAGAAAAGAAGCUCAUUACACGAUCACAAGGACGACCUCCGUAAACGCCUGUCGUUCACAACCCACAAACUAGAAAUGGUGGAAUCGGAGUUUGACUCAACUCGGCAGUACCUGGAGACGGAGCUGCGCCGGGCCCAGGAGGAGCUGGAGAAGUUUACAGAGAAAUUACGCAGGAUCCAGAGUAGUUAUGCAGCUCUGCAGAGGAUCAACCAGGAUCUGGAGGACAAGAUGCACGGGACAUCCCAGCACCACGAGGAGGAGAAGAGAUCCCUCAGCCGGGAGAUCAUCGUCCUCAACAACCACCUCAUGGAGGCGAAGCUCACCAUCAAUAAACUCAGAGAGGACAAUGACCUGUACAGGAAAGACUGCAACCUGGCCGCCCAGCUGCUGCAUUGCUCCAAGUCUCACUACAGAGCUCACAAGAUGUCUGAGCUGCCGGUUGAUUUUCAGGAACGCAUCAGUUCCCACAUGGAGAAACAUAAUCGUGGCAGCGGCUCCACCAUGGCCAUGUGCCACUCCAAUUACAACGACGCCGUGCCCACGGCCGUUAUUGCCAAGGUCCUUGAGAAGCCAGAGCCAGGAAGCAGUUGCCCUGUGACGCGCUCGCCAAGUCCGCUGCCGCCCGAUGGAGUCUUCCUUACGGGAUCGGGAAGCACAGAGCACCUGAACCGUCGCGUUUCUUACAAAUCCUCGGACUUGUACUGCAGCGACACCGCCCUCUACUGCCCUGAACGAUGGCAGGAGACGGAGCGCAGGCAGAGCGUCGACCUACACGGCACCGCGCUGCUUCAGCUCCACGCCCAGAACUCCACUGACAGCAACCCGGAGGAAGAGGCGUACAACUCUGAAGGUUUCUCCCACCAUGAACCUCCAGCCUCCUUCCAACACCAUAACGAUUUUGGGACUGGUAGCCUCCCUGUUUCCAGUUCUUACUCCAGCUUCAGCCUGGCAUCGGACGAGAAGGGUGGAGUUAGCGUCGGGUGCGGGCGCACUGCCAGCAGCACUUUGUCCUCCUCUCACCAGGGGCUCUACAUGGACUGGCGAGACGGUGGCAGUGGAGACUAUGAGCGUAAAAGCAUGUCUUCCUAUGAUAAAGACAGCUCAAGUUUCCCAAAGUCCCACAGCAUCCAACACAUGGCGGCCCCCAGGAGCCCACCGAAGGGCACGUCCCCAGCGUACACACGGACGGCCUCUUGCUUCAGUGAACCAUACCAAUCCAGCUCCCUUCGACUGGCCUCUUCCCAGAGUAUGGGCUCUACAACCGGACUGGGCCCAGUUCGUGACCGAGCUAUGGACAGUCGGGGUGACAUCCUGGUCCCGGAGGACGACCUGAGCAGCCGCUGGAGACAGCUCAGCGUGGAAGACAUCAACAGCUUCUCCUCUUCCUAUCGUAACCUCUCGGGUGGGCGGGUCUCUCCGUACAGCUUCUCUGAACGUCAAUUUGCCGUGAGCCCCUCCAGUAAGGUCAAGGGAUCUCUCUACAGCAGCUUCCAAGAUGGAGAUGACGUCUUCCAUAGCCGCAUGCUGGACCAGUGUUUUGCUGUGGGCCCCCCUUCGCCCAGCCGCAGUCCCAAACCGAUGGAGCACCACAAGCCGGAGAAAACGUCUAUGCUGUACAGAGCCAAGGACGACAGUCAGGACUCAGAGUGCAGCCUGUUCCUCUCAGGGAGCUCCAAGGACAAGGAGAGCAGCAUGGGGGCCAGCAGCGCCAAGAAGGACUACGUGAAUCUGAGCGCGGACAGCUCGGCCGAGUCCUUACAUCACAGCUCCCUCGAGGCCUCCAGUCUUCAACACUACCCGAGCCCCCGGCCCAGCGUCCGGCCCCGCCCGAGCUCCAGCUCCGCCCUCAGCGUCGGCCCAGCACUCCCAAAGAAGACCUCUCUCAGAUACCAAAAAUUUGGCAGCACGGGACUCACGAGGAAGGACAGUUUGACCAAGGCCCAGCUGUACGGUACACUGCUGAACUGA